AGGCGAACUUUUUUCGGGUAAGCGUCACUGACAGUACUGAAAUCUAGAUAAGUGCAAAGUAUGAAAUACUAGUUGUAUGCGCGCCGUGGUCCUCCAGACCCCACCACGGGUAUAGUCGUAUACGUAUGUCAGCUGGAGGUAUCGCGAAAUGUUGUAAAUGACACAGCAGUAGCGGUCAGUCUAGUUUCUUCUUUUUCGGCUACAAGAGACUUCUCACCGUUCUAGCUAUUUAUCAAUCGAUAAUACACGUGAUCCGCGGUAGAAGUUGGAAGUACUCAGGACAAGAGAAAUUCUCGAAAGAACCCACACGCUGCCAUCCCCGAGCGGGCAGGAGCGGCAAACAAGUAAAUACAUAACAAAAAGAAUUUUCUCGUUCGACAAAACCAUGACCUCCGGUCCGCCUCCCUGCUACGAAGUAGUGCCCUCCGGCAACCCGCGGCUGGGGCGGAUCAUGCGCGCGACACGACACAUUUCCGCGGGCGAAGAAAUUCUCAGGGAUUGGCCCCUGUUGACCUACUGCUACAGGGAUGCGACGGAGAUUUUCCGGAACGCGUGGGCGGUGUUUUGCCGGCUCGGUGCUGAGGCGCAGGAGGAAAUUCUCCACGAAUUCCACAGCGCUGGCGACUUCCAGCCGCCGCCACUCGAAAUGGAGAGCGCGGGGCCGGCUGGUUGCGGCGUCGCAGGUGUUGUAGCAGCUUCAACGAGGACAACACGGUCAUCUCUCGGGACGAAAGGAGUGGACUCGGAGAGGUAUGUGCAGUUUGCGCGCAUCGUGAAAUACAACGCCGCACAGUGCUAUCGGGGGGAAAACUGUUUCGCAGUGGACUUGUGAUGCGGAAUAAGUAUCUAUAUCUGUGCAGCACCAGCAGUUCCGAAGCGUUUGUCGUCUUGCUAGAAAUGCAAGAGUGAAGAGAUCACGACUCUCGGCCGUGUUUUCAUCUUCCCGUAGCAAGGACGCACGGCAGAAUUUCUCCGCCACAUGCGAAAAAAAACUUGUCCUGCGACAGAAUCAUCACAGUUGAUGGGAGGCAGUUUUUUCCUACGAUAACUCUCUCUUGCCGGAAGAGGCGGUGCUUGGGGCGAAUGAAAAUAAAGCCGGCGACAACAAAUCCACGGCGGAGCAAGGAACGGAGGGCCUAGAAGGCUCUUUGGGGUGCGAUGAAAAGCCCCACUCGAAGAUGAGAAUUGUGUCGGCGCUCUACCCGCUAGCGACGAAGGCCAACCAUUCCUGCGCACCGAACUGCCACUGGUAUACCACCUUGCACAACGAGACGUCGAGGGGGACAGAGCACGGAGUAUGAACAAACAGCAGAGGACGUAGAGGCCUACCGGAGGCGCACGGCACAGCACAGGAUCAUUUCACAAAUGCAUUUGCUCGGAUGAAGUCUCAGGCGUCAUCUUUUUCCAGAACCAACACCGCUUUUGGUGGAGUAGAGGUCUUGCAAACGAGAGAAGAAAACUGAAUGAGGCUCGUCGUCAUUUGAUUUUUAUUUCUUCAUCAGGACAGCAGAACCAGAGCAGGCGAUUUCUGUUUGGUUCAUUUCAUCAACAGAUCCUGGGGCCCCGUGUUCCUUGGUAGUGUUCGAUCGCCUUUCCCCUGCGAUGCAUGCUGCACGAAGGUAAACGCCGGGUGAAGGUGAUGCGCGCGAUUCAGGAGAUUCCGGCUGGAGCGGAGAUUCUGGUGUCGUACCUGGAUCCCGAACAGCUGUACGCGCCGAAAUUCGUGCGCCGCGAGCUUCUCCGCAGCCAGAAGGGCUUUCUGUGCGGCUGCGUGCGGUGCAGUAGUUUUGGGGACACGCAGAAGACGAGCCCAUGCCGGGGAGUUAGAAGUACUACAAAGACGUCGCAUGGAACAGGCACUGGCUCCGUUAUUGAUAUUCCACAUGGACAUCGAGGCACGAGGACACCCUAUAUACUAUACGGCAAGAAAAUCGAUUGGCGUAUGGCCCGAUUUCUACUAGUAGAAUCUUACUAGUAAGGAAAAUCCGGAAAUUUUACUAGCAAGCUGCGUUACUAGUAAUCUUAUCGUGACUAGCAAGCAAAAAAACUACUAGUAAGCGUACUAGUAGAGAGCUUACUAGGAGAAACCUUACUAGUAAAAAAUUGCCCCCAUUGCCCCGUGGGCCGGUUCGCCCCGAGCUUCCGCCAAAGAGCUCGCCCGCGCUGCUUGCUUCCUUUGCCCCCUGUGGAGAAACUAGCGCCGAGCAACUAGUACCUGUGAUGUGGUAGCGCGGGACGUGGCACUCGUUCCCGGGAAAAGGGGGCGCAGCCGUAGGAGGGCGAAUUAAUACUGAACACGGGUGGCGUGGCGCGUGCUGCCGCGCCCGCAGGUGCAGGCGAAUUGGCUUCGGCCUUGCCACGGUGCCGCGGAUGGCUUUGCGCUUUGUUUGGGCUCCCCAGUUUUGCCUCGCGGGGGAGGCCCCUCUUCGUGUGCAUCGAUGCCCCCGCCACCCUGCACAGAGAAAAAGGCGCCUUUUCUCGUUGCCCUAAAUGGUUACCACACACAGCGCGCUCAGUCCCCCUGUCCUGGUUGCACCUGCCUGGCUGGCCAGGUUUUUUGUCGCGCAGCUUCCGCAGCUGCGGCCCUGUGGGCUCCGUCGAAAGCAGCCCCACCGCCUUGGAGGCGUAACUAUCUAGAAAUACAAUCGGGCGUAGCUCUAGAAUGACGAGCAGCCGCCCAUAAGGCUCGCAACUUGGGGGGAUGCUCGCAAAUUGGAGACAUCCCGGAAGGCUCGUCCCCUCCCAGGGUGGGCUCGCCCCGGGUGUUCUUUCGGUUUCCCGGAGCUUCUCCUGCUCCUGGGGGCUGGAACGGGCCGCUGUCACGCCUACUGUCUUUCUCCGGGGGGCUCAGGCGCACGGAAAAGCUGCGCGCCUGUAGGGUUUUCGCCCCCAGGAGAAUCCCCUCCCCUUCCCCGCGAGGACUGCAACCUUCCUAGUCGGAAAUCGGACCCAUCGUUUUCUUGUCUACUCCAUACCUCUCCGGCGGUCGCGGAGCGACCGCCCGUGCUAGAUACAACAACGUCGCAUGGAACAGGCACUGGCUCCGCUAUUGAUAUUCCACAUGGACAUCGAGGCACGAGGACUCUUCCACAAAAAGAAAGCAGUGCAGCAGAGCUGCACGAAGAAGCACCAAGAGAGGUUGCAGGAGGCGCGAACGCAUCGGGAAGGUCUCAACAAGAACACCAAACGCCGGCGAACAAUAAAACGAAGAGGAUACUUUGCAGUGAUGAGACCUCGGAGAAACCGCGGAGAAACAGGCCCACGACCACGUCCUCUCCGCCCAACAGCUCCGAGAAAAGCAGCAGCAUCACGACCACCACCACAGCCAGCACUACUUCGCUGGACAAAGAUAGCGGCUCUCCCGUGCUGUACGAGGUACAGCGGAAUAUUGGUGAGGAACAUCAUGUCAAUAGUUGCGACGUCGAAGAGGGAACAAAGCAAGGCGGGGCCGCUCUGGAAGAGACGGGCUGCAGCGCAGGCGACCUUCGUGAAAGGGAAGAAGCGGAACUGCUGGCGCAAAAUGUCAACCUGUUCGACGACACGCGCCCGGGCGUUUUUGAGGAAAAUCUCCAAGUCGAGGUAGACAUGCUUGGGAACAAGGGCCAGAGGUCGUACGCAUCGCAAGAAAUGCCGCGUCUGGGUCUGGGAAAAGGGUGCAACUCUGUAUUCAUGGCAGUGCAAAGAAACGAAUCAAGAAGCCGGUGGAAUCUGUGAUGCAUGAAGCGGAUCGGCGCGACAGAGUGUGUCACGCAAGCAGUGCGAUCGCUUACCUUAUGUAUGAUGAUGAUGAUGAUGAUAAUGUAUGAGAAGCGCGACGUCCUCUCAUGCUAGUUGCGCACUCUCUAUACUUCAAAAAAUGUAUCAUGCUUUUCCGGUUACUUCUCGGGGACGUCCGGCCAGUAGAUUUCCGAUGUCAUGCUUUACUAGGUUCGGUUCUGGAUCUGCGUCGACCAGUGAGUGUUGUAUACUGUUUAUUCCAGGCCCAGACCGAUGAUAUUUGUCCAUUUGAUAAGCCGAACGACGAAGAGAGUAAAGAAAGCUGCCCGGCCAGCGUGCCGACCCUGACUUUGGUGGAGAACGCGCUGGCGAUCAACACACAAAGGUUCGAGGACAUUUUGACGCAGCUGGGCGACCAGCGGGGCGGCUUACCCGCGUAUCGUCAGGAAAAAUCCCCCCUCCCCACAUUGAACACGCAUGCGCCUGAAAAUUUGUGAUGCAGAUUUGUGACCACAAAUCCUGUUUGUCUUGCAAGAAGGCAAAUCGAGAGAGUCCGCCGCGCGAUGUAGUUGGUUUGUGAUGCUGUUGGGCCUACAGCAUAGACGUUUGCCAUGCUAGGCACCUACGUCCAAACCUUUCGCCGCAGGCUUGGCAUAUGUCUGCAGUCCUCUGCUGCAAGACAGACGCGAUUUGUGUAUCCACAUCCAGCAUCAGAAAUUUCGUUUUGAUAUGGGGGGGGUAUUUUUCUUUUUGAUACCGCGCAGGCGUUCCACUGGCUGUUGUCGCUGCGAGGCGAACUCACUGCCGAGGAAACUGUUGCAACAAGUCCGAGCGGGGCAAGCCAGCGAAUUCGACUUCUCCUGCCGCCGGAGCACCAUUACUUGAUGCACAAGCUGACGUCUUUUGAGAUCCAGUGCAACUUUGCCCUGGGAAAGCGGGUGGAAGCCGUGGAGAGGCUGCGACAGUACUGCGAAAACCAGGAAAAAAUCCUGACCGCGAAUAUGACCUGCUCAGGUGUUACAAUACUCAAAUCGGUUACAAUAGAGUCUGGAAAUCUGUGAUGCAAGACUGCAUGAUCUAGGCAACUCUCAUAGAAUUGCGCAUGACCACAAGUUCCGGAGCCCCAAACCCCACGACAAUCUGGCGAAAUUUGUAUUGCAAAAGGUGGAACGUUGUGCGAGUCUGUCAUGCUCAUCAUGCAACACAAAAAGCUCCAGACUCUAUUGUAACGUUUGAGAUGGUAACCGAUUUGAGCAGGCCAUAGCGAAUUCGCCCGCCACCGGGUUGAGUUGGGAGGAGUACGCCGACGAAGUUGCAUAUGGAUGUGUCAGGUUUGAAAUCGACAAAAUCUAAAAAUUUGUAAUGCAUAAAAUGUAGGGCACGCAUGACCUGUGUUGGGGAUCAGGCAAAUAAGACCGAGUGAAAGCCUGUUUAGGGGAAGACGAUAUGCUGCUAGAGUAGCAUGGCAGGAGCAGUCUUUUUGCUCAAGCAGCAUGACAGACUGAAUUUUGUUGCUCCCAAAAUUUGUCAUGCGCCACUUAGAAACUGAGGCGCCAACUGGUAUAGAUUUUAUGCAUCACAAAUUAUUUCGAUUUUCUUGAUUUCGAUCCUGACAGUUCCAUAUUGCAGCGCUGUUGGAAGAUAAUUAUACGCAUCCGAAGUUGGAUACUUUAUCCGACAGUUGCAGAUAUCGUGUCUGGGUCUACUCUGGAGGAAAGUUGCAAUAAGGGUUCGUGAAUUAUGGGAGUUCAGACACUUGAAACAUAUUUCUUACGCAGCCAAGCAUGACAAAUUUUAUUCGGACGGCUAUGGGUAUGCAUGACAAAUAAAGCUUCUUCUUCCUUCCCGACCUGGACCGAUUUUUGCACUGGAUGCCCCUCAACAAGGAAUGAUUUGGAAGCGGAGCGGGAAUAUGCGCUGGGAAAAGUCCGCCACUGUUUCGCCGUCUGCUACGACGAGAAGCAUCCGUACCGACGUAAGUACCAGCACGAGCUGCAGGUGAGGGCGUAAGCAUUUUUGCAGCAGUGGUGCUUUCCCCUGCGACAGAUACUUAUCGUGUCUGGAUGUGAAUAAAAGAAGGUUGAAACAAGAUCUGCAAGAAGAUGUACGAACAGGCGGAUUUGUUCAUCAGACUGGGAAAGUUAUAACAUGCUUGUCAUGAUGAAUAAGACACGAAUGCGUACACACGCCCCGUUCUCAACAUUUUGACCUGCAACAUCUUGGCAAGAUGAAUGAAAAAGCAGGCGAGUCCUGUGUCAGUGCUAGGAUAGUGUCCUUGUCUUGGAGGC
Messenger RNA from Amoebophrya sp. A120, 6005 nucleotides. Lineage: Eukaryota; Dinophyceae; Syndiniales; Amoebophryaceae. The record is from the annotation of a GenBank genome assembly.